Orcinus orca (killer whale) is the source of this 5081-nucleotide messenger RNA. It is a transcript of the gene PRSS57, whose product is annotated as serine protease 57. Bases 3764 to 4513 code for a protein of 249 amino acids. The transcript has 5 exons. The record is from RefSeq and is a predicted model, not a curated record. Gene Ontology annotation, molecular function: serine-type endopeptidase activity. NCBI's taxonomy places the organism in Eukaryota, Metazoa, Chordata, Mammalia, Artiodactyla, Delphinidae. Gene Ontology annotation, biological process: proteolysis.
GCUGGGAUGCAGGAUGCAGGAUUGGGCUGUUUAUUCUGUUUUUUUAGAGAUUUAUUUGCUUCCUUUGUUUUUUUUUUUUUUUUUUUGGUUUGUUUUUUUUAAUUUUUGGCUGCGUUGGGUCUUCGUUGCUGCACCUGAGCUUUCUCUAGUUGUGGCAAGUGGGGCUACUCUUUGUUGCGGUGCGUGGGUUUCCCAUUGCAGUGGCUUCUCUUGUUGCAGAGCACGGGCUCUAGGCACACAGGCUCAGUAGUUGUGGCGCACGGGCUUAGUUGCUCUGCGACAUAUGGGAUCUUCCUGCACCAGAGAUCAAACCCGUGUUCCCUGCAUUGGCAGGUGGAUUCUUUUUUUUUUUUUUUAACAUCUUUAUUGGAGUAUAAUUGCUUUACAAUGUUGUGUUAGUUUCUGCUGUAUAACAAAGUGAAUCAGCUAUACGUAUGGCAGGCGGAUUCUUAAUGACUAUGCCACCAGGGAAGUCCUGGACUGUUUACUUUUAAGGCAGUGCCGUCCACUCAAGAAAUAAGAAGCUGGGACUUCCCUGGCGGUCCAGUGGUUAAGACUCUGUGCUUCCAUUGCAGGGGGCACGGGUUUGAUACCUGGUGGAGGAACUAAGAUCACACAUGCUGUGCAGCGCAGCCAAAAAAUAAUAAAAAAUAAAAAGGAAGAAAGAAAGAAAGAAGAAGUGAUUUCCUUGGAAUGUGAGUUAACGAGGUUAAAAAGUAAAGUGUGGGGUGUAAGGGAAAGCGUCACCAGCUGACACCUGCCGGGCCUAUGCCCCAUUCCAAGGACCAACCCUAUUCACAGAUGAGGACACUGAGACACACAGGGGCCAAGUGGGGUGGGGUCCCUGGGCUCCAACACUGAGGCCGGGGGGUUUCCUGGGAAGAUUUUGAGCUUUUCUCAAAUUCUCAGGGGCUCCUGACCAAGCCCCAUAACCUCUCCUGACUUCUUGAAACUCUGCUGCUGCUUUGGGCUAGGGAAGAGGCUGUGCACUUUCUGAGCACCGACUGCAUGCCCCACUCAGGGCUGGGUGAUGAGCACCGACUGCAUGCAUACCCCACUCAGAUGCUCAGGAGCUGACUGUGAGCUAAUCUCCUCAAUAUGUAAAGAGCUCUAACAAAUCAAUAACAAAAGUAAGAGUUCAGUAAAGGGAGCUAUUAUUAUCAUCGUCAUCAGAAGCAACAUUAUUAUUGUUGAGUUGCUCUGACUUGGAAAGCCACCCAAAUCCUCCAUGGAAAGACCCUUCAAGGAUGACAGUCCCGGAGUUCUGGGUUCAAGACGGUCUGCUGUGCAGCCCCAGACCAGCCAAGCUCCACUCUCUGGGCUUCAGUUUGGGAAGUGGAAACACUGAGCUCCACACAGUCCGUUCCUCAGAACUUGGUUACUUGGAUCCUUGAAGGACAGUUGCUGGUUUCACAACUGCUUGCCAGACAAGAAGGAAAAUACAACGGGCUGUGGGAAGAAUCGGCCCUCGGCAGAGGCAACAGGAGCUGGCCUGAGGCUGCAACCCUGGCCCCAUUUCCCCCUCGCUGUGCAGCCUUAGUCAAGGUACUUAAACUUUCUGUGCCUCUGUUUCCCCAUGGGGACAGAAACAGUACCGACAGCCUUGGUUUGCUCUAGGACUGCAUGAGUUCCACACAUCUGCAGCUUCGGGUAAUACCAACCCCCAGGGGCAUGUGGCUGGGGGAAGUGACUGAGGCCUUGGGGCACAGACAAGACAGGACAGCCCCAGGGAGCCAGAGUGGACAGGAGCCACCAAAGUCUCCCGAAGAAUCAUCUGCUACCGCCUGCAUUGACUUCCGAGGGAAAUGCGGGGUCCAGCUCUGGCCGAGACCCCGGAAACGACUUUCGCAUGGACAUUUCCCACUUUCCUCCAUGUUCAGGGCCUGAUGGUUUCCCGCAGCUGCAGUAAUACAUCACUGCAAACUUAGUGGCUUAGAAUGACCUUCUCUUACCUGAUCAGUGGGCCUAUCCGGGCUGAGAUCUAGGAGUCUUCAUGCCAGCACGGCCGGUUCCUUCCGAACCAGCUGGUUCUACCCCCACCCUGCAGCUUUCAAGGCUGUGUCUCAGUUUCCUUGUCUGUGAAAUGGGUGUGAUAACAACAUAGCAAACUAAUUAACACAGGGGACUGAGGUUGGCUAAAUACGGCCCCACAGCCUCCGCAUCCUGGUCCUGGGACCUGUGGGUAUGUCACCUGAUGGGGCAGAAGGGACCUUGCAGGUGGGAUUGAGUUAAGAGAGAUGGGGACGACUCUGGAUUCCCGGGGGCCCAGCGUCAUCACAGCGUCCUUAUAAGAGGGAGGCGGGAGGGUCAGACGCAGAGAGAGACGGGAGAUGCUGCGUUGCUGGCUGUGAGGAUGCAGGAGGGGCCGCGAGCCAGGGAUGCGGCGCCUCUGGAAGCUGGAAAAGGCGGGAACCGAUGCUCCCCUGGAGGCUCCGGAAGGACCAGCCCUGCCCACACCUGGAUUUAGCCCCAUGAGACCCAUGUUGGAGUCCUGUCCUGCUUCUAUCUCUCUGUCUCCCUCUGUCUCUGUGUCUAUCUCUCUGUCUCUGCCUCUCUUCCAUGUCUCUGCCACUGGGUCUCUCCCACCUCCACCUCACCUUCUCCGUCCAUCCCACGCCCUCACACCCUUGUCGCAAUGCUGAGUGAUGGGCUGGGAGGACCACCCUCCCCCGCCCCGGCACUGAUGGAGCCCACCCUGGUCCUCCGGGCUGGGCACUGCGUUCUGGCAAGGUACCCUCUGUGCCUCCGAGGCGUGUGUGGGGUGAGCCUACUGUGAGCAGCGGCCACUGAGCCUCCGUUCCCCUUCCUGUGACACUGGCCCCCUCUCUGCACAGGGCUACCCCUAGCCCCAGUCGCUCUCCUCCAUGCUGUGCGGGGUCCCCUGCCUCCCAGAUGUCCCUCUGCGUCUCCACUUUAGUGACUGAUGGCGGACGGGCACGGGGUCUCAGCAAAGCCUCCGCAAGGCAGCACAGGGCCUCUGACCUGUGUGGCCCCUCACCAAGGCCCUGCUGCCCCUUCCCUGCUCUGAAGCCUCCAUGGCUCCCCGGUACCCACAGGAGAAGCCCCCGCCUUCAAGGCCCUGAACUGACCUGACAAGCUCGCUGUUCUCUGGCCACCAGAGCCUGUGCUUCAGCCGUGAAGCCAGAUCACCUCAUCUGUACCCACAACCCCGAGAAACGCCAGCACCGCGAGGGUGGGUGCCUUUGUCACAUUGGGCUCCAUCUCCAGCACUUACCGGAGGCUGGUAAUGCCGUAGGCACUCAAUACCUCAAUACAUGCAACAAAGGCAGCAGCAGUCACAAGGCUUUCUGGAGGCUGGGGUUGCAGAUGGGGAAACUGAGGUUUGAGGCAGUGACGGGCAGGGCUGGACCCGGACCCCCUUCAGCUGGAGAGCUGGUCCCCAGCCCUGAGGGGCAGCGAGGGCUGUUGUGCUGCCAGCUGCGUACCUGGGAGAUGCUGGGUAAAGCGGGGCAUGGCACGCAUUAGGGACCUCUGGGGUCACAUGUCUGGGCAGAGCCGGGAGCCCCCCAGAGCCCCUGUGCCCACUCCACUGCCCUGGCUCCUGGCUUCCCGUGCCAUUACGAUUAUCAUCAACGACCCCGAUGCAGGAGAAUCAUCAGGCUUUCCGAAGCACGGGCUCAGAACUGGGCUGGUGGGGCCCCUGACCACAGGCCACAGCCCAGUUCCCCAUUUCCGGGCCGUUGGGCGGUGGGUGGACCAUGGCCUGCAGAGCUCUCCAGGGAGAGGCUGACCUGCAGCAGCCAUGAGGCCCGGGGAGGGGAGCUGGGCCUGCCUGCUGCUGACUCUGACCGCCUUGCAGAUGCUGCCCAUGAGGCCCCCAGGCUCCUGGGCGUCCCGAAUCAUCGGGGGCCACAAGGUGACCCCCCACUCCCGGCCCUACAUGGCGUCCGUGAGUUUCCAGGGCCAGCACUACUGCGGGGGCUUCCUGCUGCGGACCCGAUGGGUUGUGUCGGCCGCCCACUGCUUCAGAGGCAGAGACCCCCAAACGGGCCUGGUGGUGCUAGGGGCCCACGACCUGCGCACCGCAGAGGCCACGCAGCAGGUGUUCAGCAUCUCGGCUCUCUUCACGCACCCCGACUACCAUCCGGCCACCCACACCAGUGACAUCUGUCUGCUGCGGCUGAACAGCUCUGCCAUCCUGGGUCCUGCAGUGGGGCUGCUGGGGCUGCCACGGAGGCCACCCAGGGUCGGGGCACAGUGCCAGGUGGCCGGCUGGGGCUCCGUGUCCGACUUCGAGGAGCUGCCGCCUGUGUUGAUGGAGGCCGAGGUCCGCGUGCUGGGCCUGGACAUCUGCAACAGCUCCUGGAAGGGGCAGCUGAGCCCUGCCAUGCUCUGCACCCGCAGUGGGGACCGCCGGCGACGUGGCUUCUGCUCGACUCUGGGGGGCCCCUGGUUUGCGGAAAUCGGGCCCAUGGCGUCAUCUCCUUCUCCGGCCUCUGGUGCGGCGACCCCAAGACCCCCGACGUGUACACACUGGUGUCCGCCUUCGUGACCUGGAUCUGGGACGUGGUUCGGCGGGGCCCGCACAGCCCCCAGCCCAGCCCCCCACCCAGGACCACUGUGGGCCCAGCAGGAGUUGCCUGAACCACAGCAGCGCACAAGAUGAGGUUAGCUCCGGCCUGGAAAAUUCCGUGGCUGGGGCAGAGGGUCCAUGGGCCCCCAAACCCCAGGAAGCCUGGUGUGUGUGGGAUGGCAGGUGGGAUAGGGGGGAAUCAGUUCCAAACAAAAAGGGCAAAAUAACACAAUAAAGUGUUAACUGGCUCACCAGACACGAUGGUCUGCCUCCAGGGUCCACGCACGUCUUUGAGCUUCUCCUUGGCCUCAGCGUGGCCGAGGGUCCGGUUCCACCACUCCCUCCCGGAAGGACCUUGAGCCAUAGGACCUGGGCCCCUCUCCACCCUCCCACACCCUCCCCGCGCUGACCCCUCUGGAGUUUCCCACCCUGCCUCACAGCCCGAGCUUGGGACGGCCUCCCCGCCUUGGUCCCUACCUGGACCGCCACUCCUCUGCCCUCCAGCCAACCCCACACGGGGAAACCGAGGCCGGGAGAGGGUAGGGUC